AUGGCAUCCUCUCUAAAGGUCCUAGGCCCUCUCUUGGCCCUGCUGUUCCCUCUAUGUGGGCUCCUUGUACACAGCCAGAACAUUUCCUGGAGGGAAUUCGUGAAACGGCACCACCCUAGCACAAACUGGGAAUUCAGCAAGUACAAAUGCAGUGAUCUGAUGAGGGAAAGAGGUGUUUCAAAAGACAAGAACUAUCACAGCUUCGUCUAUACCGUAUGGCACAAAAUUGAGCAUAUAUGCAUCAGGAACUGGAGAGGUCACUACAGAAAUGUAUAUAUAUGGGCCCCAUAUCCCUUCAAAACACUCAAGUGCUACCGGGAGAAUAGCAAAAACAACUACAAAGAUUACAAGAGCUACAGCUACAUUGAAUUCCAUUGUGGCAUGAACGGGUUUGUUGAUGGCAUAGAGGACAUGCAGUUGUUAGAGGAUAUCAGCAACUAG
This is a messenger RNA of Balaenoptera musculus (blue whale), 441 nucleotides long. RefSeq names its product epididymal protein 3B (gene EDDM3B). The transcript has a single exon. Lineage: Eukaryota; Metazoa; Chordata; Mammalia; Artiodactyla; Balaenopteridae. The record is from RefSeq and is a predicted model, not a curated record. Bases 1 to 441 code for a protein of 146 amino acids.